GCUACUCAGUAGGCAAGUGCCUACACCAGACGAGACUCUUGACGGCAACGCCCUUGCACCUUCCAACCCUCGACAUCGUGAUCGCAUGUUUCCAGCUCGCAACACGCCAUGGCACAACCGCCUCUGAGCACCGGCCUGGGCCCGGCGCAGGGCCAGCCAAUGACUGCACUACCCUAUACUCAUCCGCCGCCUCCUCCUCCCCCGGGUUGGCGGCCGGGACAGCCACCACGCAAGUCCACCAGAAGGCGGACGCGCCGCCGCAGAAGCUCGUCCACAAGCUCGAGUGGUACCUUCUCGUCAGCUUCCACGGGGGUGUCUACGGCAAGCUUGCGUGCCCCCGGGCUCGGUGGGAGUAGCCGUGCUUCAACUCGCUCUUCUUCUCCCGCCGGCAGCUUCCGCGAAGCUGUCGGGGAUGCCGAGGAGAAAGGAACCAAGUUCGUGAAAGGACUUUUGCAGGCCAUAAAAGCACUCGAGUUCCGCGUCAGACAGCUCGAAGGUUCGGAUGGGGCGAAAGACGCCAACGAGGACCAGGUGGUCAAAGAGGACACGCGCGAAAAAGACGUAGUCCUUGACGAUGAGACCUCUGUGCAUCCCAGCGCAGAGACGGUGGCCAAGGGCUUGAGCAGUGCCAGUGCAAAACAGACCCCGGACUUGGGCGGCGACAGCACCCUCGAUCCGAUCAAUACCGGAUCUCAGGAGGGAGAAGUAGGCACAGGAUUGGAUAUUGACCAGUCUGUUCUUCCAAAGCACGAUGAAGAGGCUGUCGUGGAGACCACUGCGGAGGAAGCAGGCACCCAUGAAGCGCCUGCUGCACCAGUCGGCGAGCACAGCAACGACGUGGACGACAAACCCCACGUCAGCGACGAUGGCCCUGCAGCCAAAGAUCGCGGCGAGAAGAUGGAGGAAGCGGAUCAUGAUGAUGCGAAACCACCAUCGUCAUCGAAGAAAGAGCGCUGCAAGUUUGAACUUGAGACGCAGUACUUCUACAGGCGCGAUCCAGAGGCGCUACGCCUGUACGAUUCUGACGACAUCUACCCUCUGCUCCGUGUCAAAUGGGAUGACAUCCAAAACACACCAACCAGCAAUGUUGAGGCUGAGACCCAAUGCCGCGGCGUUCUGCAGGCUGGAGCCGUGGAGGUCUUCGAGAUUAGGAUCGAGUCACCGGUCCUUAAGCCGUACUUUGACAAGCUUGCUGGCGUCACGCCGUCACCCGAAAUGCCCAACAGAGAUGGUGUCGUCGAGCAAGACCACUCGAUUCGCUUUUUCAAACCAUUUCGAUGGCUCAUCCACAGCGUCGAAACGUUUCGCGAGAAGGUGGCUGAGCUCGAGCAGGAGAGCAAGUCUCCCAUGGAACCACUCGUCGUUGAUGCCACUGAGCCGGUGCCUUCUGAAGUCAGUCCUGGUGGCGCUGAGGAGCAUGAUAAGGCUGCCGAAAGCCUUUCAAAUCCGCCGGACGAUGUUACAGCGCCUGAAACUCAAAUUGCCGCGGAACUUUCAUCUACUAGCCACCAACAGGACCAAGGAUCAUCUGUACGAGAAGCUGAUGGUCCUGAACACGAUUUGCACGCACAGCUAGUUCUCCUACUCAAGACAAUGGACGAGUACUUGGCAACGGAGCUCAGCCUUUACCGACAGUACCGCGAGGCGAAGCUACCCCGUAUCCGCUUUGAGAACAUUUGGAUGCUCUUCAAGCCUGACGACGUUAUGUAUACUCCUAGCAGAAGUCCUGGGCCAAAACCACGUCCCGAUAGAGUCGCUCGACCAGGCAACAUCAUCAUCACCAAGACAGGACGACCUGUACCACAGGCAUAUAAAAUUGUUGCAGUUACCGGAGGCCGCCCAGUCGCCAACCCAAAGCCGUUUCAGAGCAAGGCAGCCAACAACACCUGCCUCGAGAUUGUGGUUUAUUACAUGGAUUUUGACGGCCUCAAAUUCAAUAGCGUCACUGACAUCUUUGUGGUGGCACCGUUCGAGGGCGAACGCGAUAUCGUCUUUUUCGAAGGCUUCCCAUUGAACUACGUUCCUAGUUCAGCAUUCAAUCUACGAUCCGAACAGGGCAAGACGGUGGAGGAGAACCUCAGAGCUCGAGGUAUGAGCUUUGUCCGAGUAUGCGAGGUGGCCCAUCGCCUCUAUGAGGGUCUGACUGUAGGACCGACCAAGGAAGAGAUUAACACUGCGGUCAUCAUUGAUUUCGAGCUAGCGUACCAGCAGAUGCAGUCUUUGAUCCCUAGAUUUUCUUUCCCAACGCCGGAGACCUUAGCCACCGGUGUCAUACCUCCGUCACCAGAGCUGCACGAAGCAGUGGCUCGAACACGAUUUGGGCGCGCCGGUGGCGACUGGUAUUGGGCUCACCAGAACAGCCUGGCUGAGAAAUCUAAGAGCGUGUGUAUCGACUUGAUAAACGACUAUCCGGCGAUCGAUGACCCGAAAACGUCACACGAUGAUCUGAUAGAGCAAUUGGACAAGCAAGGACACCUCCUACUCCUACCCGGAGUGGUCUAUGGGUUUGCCUUACGGAACCGCAAAUGGGUUCACUUGGAUGUUCGUCUUGUACAGCCGAUCCAGCUUGAAGCUGAGUGGAACGAUUUGGUGCUGCCAACUGGCCACAAAGAAAUGGUGCGCGCAGUAGUUGAGAACCAUGCGACUGGCUCUCGACCCACAAAGGGAGGCAGCAAGAGCUCUCAGGAGGUUGACAUUGUCCGCGGGAAAGGAAAGGGCUGCAUUAUCCUACUGCAUGGGGAGCCAGGUGUCGGGAAGACUUCGACUGCCGAGUGUGUUGCUUCUUACACCAAGCGGCCUCUCUUUCCCAUCACUUGCGGCGAUAUUGGCUAUGAGCCCAACGAGGUUGAAUCCAACCUGAACAGACACUUCAACCUUGCUCAUAAAUGGGGCUGCGUAAUGCUUCUCGAUGAGGCUGACGUGUUUCUUGCCCGGAGAAGUAGAGAUGACGUCAAGCGGAACGGUCUCGUCUCCGUGUUCCUGCGGGUGCUUGAGUACUAUCCAGGAAUCCUGUUUCUGACAACAAACCGAGUGGGAGCCUUUGACGACGCCUUCCGCUCCCGGAUCCACCUCAGCUUGUACUACCCUAAGCUGGAUCGUCGACAGACUAUUCAGAUCUGGAAGAUGAACCUACGCCGCGUGACUGAGUCCAAUGCCAAGCGUGUACAGGACGGACAGCCGGAACUCAAGGUUCAGCACGACAAGAUUAUUCGCUUUGUCAAGGACCACUGGGAGCAGCUCAACUGGAACGGACGGCAAAUCCGUAACGCCUUCCAGACCGCCAUUGCCCUCUCCGAAUUCGAUGUCCGCGACGUUGCUUCGGCGAUGCAGGCAAGCUCGGCAUCAAGAGCACAGGACUCUGAAAUUGCUGGUCAGACUGGACCGCAGGCUGCCGGCAAAGACGAAGUCGUCGCUGAGCCAGACGGUCCGGCGGCUCCAGACAAUACACAAGAUGUCCCAGCCACCAUCAGCGUAAAGGACGCGAACGGCAAAAAGGCCAAAAGGAAGCAGCCCGUCAUGUCGACCAAGCAGUUCAAGACGAUUGCGCGUGCGAGCAUGCAGUUUGACAACUACCUGUUCCACACGCACGGGCGGAGCGACGAGGCUACCAAUGCCCGCAAGGAGCAGAUCCGCUGGGACUACGAGGUCAAAGAGCACCGCGACGCCGCCAAGUUCAAGGUCGAUCUCGCCUCGAGCUCGACCUCCGAGUCGGGCUCGGACUCGGACUCGGACUCUGCUUCCGGGUCGGGGUCGUCGGCCACAUCGUCGGGUCGUUCAGACGUGGGCUCCAGUUCUGCAUCAGAUGACGACCAGAGCGAUGGGAGUGACGCAGAGAGGGGCUCUGAUGACUCGGAUCUCGAGUCAGAGUCAGACGACAACGACAGAAGAAGGAAAGGCAAGUCGAAGAGCAAGAAGGGAAAGAAGAGUAGCAGCUCGAAGAAACGAGUUUUGGUGAAGGACAAGAGCAAAGAAUCCAAGAGUAGCAGCAGGAAGAAGGACAAGGACAAAUCAGACAGGGGAGCUAGUGGGAAAAAGUCGAAGACGAAGAAGGAUAAGAACUAAAGUAGUUGAUGUCGUGAAAGCAACAUCAAUUUUCAGGAUACAUGACACAAUCAUAUUCUCUUUUGUGGACGUCACCUAGAAUAGCCUCAAUCAGCUCACACUCUAUGACCAGAUGAGGACGGAAGAGGAAUUCAACGAGGCCGACAUCGGCAGGAUAAACACGCGUGCCUUUGCAGUAAAGAGCAGAAUGCUAAUUU
Messenger RNA from Microdochium trichocladiopsis, 4259 nucleotides. RefSeq lists its product as uncharacterized. The record is from RefSeq and is a predicted model, not a curated record. The transcript has 8 exons. The coding region runs from base 109 to 4062 and encodes 1317 amino acids. Gene Ontology annotation, molecular function: ATP binding; ATP hydrolysis activity. NCBI's taxonomy places the organism in Eukaryota, Fungi, Ascomycota, Sordariomycetes, Xylariales, Microdochiaceae.